AAAAAUAAAGGUCAAUCAUAUAAAACCCAGCAGACGGUAACACACAAGAGGAGGAAGAGGAGCAGCAGCUGAGUGCAGUGCAGAGCACAGCAGACUGCAGAGCCCCGCCAUCUUGCCCGCUAAGAUGUUGUCCCGUCUGGCUGCUCGAACUGUACAGGAGGUGCGGCCCCUGGUGCUGGUCAGGCCCACCAGCACCUCAGCUGUGCAGAGAGCUGAGCAGAGGGAUGAGGUCAACUUCCCACGCCCAGUGCGGCCCGUGGAGCCCGGCAAGGUGCGCCUUGGCUUCCUCCCUGAGGAGUGGUUCCAGUUCCUCUACCCCAAGACUGGUGUCACAGGUCCCUACGUGCUGGGUCUGGGCCUCACCACCUUCCUGUGUUCCAAGGAGAUCUAUGUGAUGGAACAUGAGUACUACACCGGCAUCUCCAUCCUCCUCAUGGUGGUCUAUGCUGUCAAAAAGUUCGGACCUGUCAUCGGCCAGACUCUGGAUAAGAGGAUUGAGGAUAUUGAACAAAGCUGGCGGAACUACAGGGAAGGCAGCAUCCAGCAAGUCCAGGAUAAUAUUGAGAAGGAGAAGGAAUCCCAACUCUCUGCCAAGGGCCAGGACAUGCUCUUUGAUGCCAAGCGGGAGAACGUGGCCCUCCAGCUGGAGGCCGCCUACCGAGAGAGGCUGGCCAAGGUGCACUCUGAGGUAAGGAGGGAGUGGUGGUGGUAGGCAGGAGAGGAAGGG
Molecule: messenger RNA, 727 nt
Organism: Portunus trituberculatus (swimming crab)
Lineage: Eukaryota; Metazoa; Arthropoda; Malacostraca; Decapoda; Portunidae
Gene: ATPsynB
Product: ATP synthase subunit b, mitochondrial-like
Exons: 4
Coding region: 125-712 (195 amino acids)
Biological process (GO): proton motive force-driven ATP synthesis
Molecular function (GO): proton transmembrane transporter activity
Source: RefSeq, a predicted model, not a curated record